Dipodomys spectabilis (banner-tailed kangaroo rat) is the source of this 612-nucleotide messenger RNA. Its product is annotated as pistil-specific extensin-like protein. Bases 1 to 561 code for a protein of 186 amino acids. The record is from RefSeq and is a predicted model, not a curated record. NCBI's taxonomy places the organism in Eukaryota, Metazoa, Chordata, Mammalia, Rodentia, Heteromyidae. The transcript has 4 exons.
AUGGGUCCUGAUGGCAAGAAACAGGCCACUGCAGACCUGCCUUUGAAGGAUGAAUCUUCUCCUAAACCUGUUUCCACCCCCACUUCUCUUCCAUCCUCCCUUUCUCAUGGCUACCACAAGGAGAGAAUCUCUGCAAGGGUCCGCCCGCCACCGCCCCUGCCCGGUCUCCGCCGUUCGCCCACGCCGCUCCCCGCCCACACCCCGCGCCCCUCCACGCCUCGGCCCCCCGCGCGCCAGACAGCGCUCCGGACGCCGGCGAUCUCCGGGCACCGAGCGCUCCGGGGUCCUCCACCCGCUGCCGCCGCUGCCAGCCCCGCUCGGGUCCCAGCCCCGCGCCGGUCCCCCCCGAUCGGCGAAGGAGGGGAAUUGAGCUUCGAUCGCGAACAUGGCUGCUGGCUGCCUGCUGGCCUUGACUCUGACACUUUUCCAAUCUUCGCUGAUCGGCCCCUCGUCCGAGGAGCCCUUCCCUUCGGCCGUCACGAUCAAGUCAUGGGUGGACAAGAUGCAGGAGGACCUUGUAACACUGGCAAAGACGGCAAGCGGAGUCAAUCAGCUUGUUGAUAUUUAUGAAAAAUAUCAAGAUAUGUAUACUGUGGAACCAAACAAUGCACG